Messenger RNA from Cryptococcus wingfieldii CBS 7118, 2325 nucleotides. RefSeq lists its product as hypothetical. Bases 1 to 2325 code for a protein of 774 amino acids. Gene Ontology annotation, cellular component: anaphase-promoting complex. Gene Ontology annotation, biological process: anaphase-promoting complex-dependent catabolic process; positive regulation of mitotic metaphase/anaphase transition; protein K11-linked ubiquitination. The record is from RefSeq and is a predicted model, not a curated record. The transcript is spliced from 9 exons. Lineage: Eukaryota; Fungi; Basidiomycota; Tremellomycetes; Tremellales; Cryptococcaceae.
AUGUCGUCCCCCGGGAAGCAUGCCAAAGCUAUCGAGUACCAGGGGAGAAAACUCCACGAACCUGCUCUGUCUCUCCACCUUGCCCUUGCGUGGAUCAUCAUACGCGUCUUUCCUAUCAAUCUCGACUAUCAAUACUUGUCAGACGUGUACUCGCUUGGAUUCACCCAUCAAAUACUGCAAAUACUUGCUCGAGAAGUAUUAGAAGUCGGUAGCCAACCUGCGACAUUCGUCUCUCUGCGCGAAGAGACGGACAAGCUGCUGCACGCCGAGCUGCCCCAAGUCAUCAAGCGGAAUGAAAAGAAGAGGGCAAGAGGUCUGGAACUAGAUCUUGAAUAUGAAAAGGCAGAGAAAGGGGAAAGCUGGCUUGGGGAACUGGCUGAGAGAUUCAUGGAUGUGUCUGAAGGCUGCACCUUUAUCGACAGUCUGGAAAAGGAAUUGCGAGAGAGGCUCAACUUUAGCGAGGACGACGAUGCAAAGAACCCUCCACCUAUGGACCGCCAUUCACCCCUUGGGGUGUUCUCUCGAAACCUUAUAAACAUACAUCGCAAAUUGUCCUUUGACGAGACGGUCCAUUUUGCUCGACAGAUCGCGCUGUGGUGCGGGGUCGACCAUAGUGGGCCGUCCAGACCUGUGACGAUGUGGUCUUUGGACCGGCGGUCGGGGAUGGAAGAUAGUUUGGACAAGCGGAUGAAGUCUAUGCAGGAUUAUCGAGCGGCUUCGUCCUCGGGGGACAACUCUGGGGCAUUAGCGUCUCUAAGGAGUUUUUAUGAUUAUCAAUCCCCUCACGCAGGCCGUGGACAACAUCAACAUGCGCUCUUAAACAUUGCGACCUUUCAUUACGCCUCGAACGGCCUCGACUCUGCCCGUUUAGCUAUAGACGAAGCCAUCCGCGUAGCCCGUACCGCUGGCGACAAGGAAUGCCUCCAACACUGCAUGAGCCUAUCUCGCCGACUUCAAACAGAAACAACUUCUGUAGCAUUCACCUCUACAGAGACCAUCAAGAUCCAUCAAACGCCUAUACCUCUCAGUAGGUUACCCGAAGCAGCCACGCCCAUGGACGAGCUCUGGUCAAUAAAAGCCGCUCUCGACCUCGGCGAACCUGUACACGUCGCCUUCCGCCGUGUCUAUGCAGCUCUCGGACUCGAAAACCAAACUUUGCCGCCAGAGAGCACAGGCACAGAAGAUGCCGACCGGUCAUACGCCAAACAAUGGCCCACGGCCCAGAAACUCGAUUUCGCAGCGUGGCAUGCGACUCAAUCGAGUUUGUGGGGGAUGAUGGGGAGCCGGGCGUUGUUGGAGCUUCAUCAGGAGCUGGCGGAAGGGGAUCUGGAUGGAGGGACGGAUGGCAGGUUGAGUGUUGUAUUUGCUCAGGCUCAAAGGGCCACAGAAAGUGGCGAUUACGAUGACGCCCUCACGCAAUUGAUAGAUCUGUCUACACUGCGAGGUAUGUCCAUGUCAGCUUAUCAUCGCUGGGCCAGAGUCCUCUGGGCCUUACUCGAACGGCGUGCCCAAUUCAACAACGAUCCUGAUACUCUAUCAUACAUCGCCGCUCUAAGCCCUUCCUCACCUCUAUCGCAAGUAGGCCCUGGAGGACCUCCUCGCACAAGCGCCCAUCCAUCCCCAAUCUCGAUCGAGGGUACUUCAGACCACAACUCUGACAUUUCCUCCCCCGUCGCCCUCACCCAAUCCCACAUCCUCUCCUCCCUCCGGCACGCCUCCUCCCUCCUAUCCACCCCCUCCCCCGCCCUGCCCCAUCAAAUCCUCCCCUCAAUCCUCUCUUCCCUCACACUCGCUUCUUCCCUAAGUCUCUGGAAGAUAUACCGUUUUGCCAUCGUCCUCCUUGCCGAAACUAUGCUUUUGAUGGAAGGUGUCCCGAUGGCGGGAAAAGUUGUGAAUGAAGUGGAUCGUAUUUGGGCGCAGCUUAUGAAAGAUGGGGAUGCGGAGGGGGUCAUGCGAGGGGCAGGGGUGUUGGGCAGGGCGUGGAUCGAAUUGAGCUUGAAGAGCGGAGUGGAUGAAGAGCAUGAUAAAGCUGUAGAAUAUCUCUUGUUAUCCCAACAGCACGCUCAAAGACUCGAACACCGAGCAGCCUGCCUCGAAACUUUAUCUCUCCUCGCCAUGCUCGCUGCCCUUCGCUCCAACGGCCAUUUUCCCAAGAGCAAAUUCCAGUCUCACGACAAUGAACAGGUGCAGGAAGAGCUGGUGCAGAGGUACUGGGAAGUGAAGGAGGGACAAAGUGAUGGGCAGAGUAGAGGUAUCAAGAGUGUGGCGGACAUUGGGGAGAUUGUCAAGUGGGUGGGGGUGAGGAUUGCUGAGGGUUGGCAGUAG